Messenger RNA from Salarias fasciatus (jewelled blenny), 1844 nucleotides. It is a transcript of the gene paplnb, whose product is annotated as papilin b, proteoglycan-like sulfated glycoprotein. Gene Ontology annotation, biological process: proteolysis; extracellular matrix organization. The record is from RefSeq and is a predicted model, not a curated record. Bases 1 to 1701 code for a protein of 566 amino acids. Lineage: Eukaryota; Metazoa; Chordata; Actinopteri; Blenniiformes; Blenniidae. Gene Ontology annotation, cellular component: extracellular matrix. The transcript has 12 exons. Gene Ontology annotation, molecular function: serine-type endopeptidase inhibitor activity; metalloendopeptidase activity.
AUGAACUCGCUACAUCUCCUGGGGCUCCUGCAGCUGCUGGCUGUACCUGCUCUUACCACGCUGCCAACCCAUGACUACUGGGGGGAGUUUGGGGCUUAUGGGCCCUGCAGUCGCACCUGUGGCACCGGAGUGGCAAUGAGAACCAGGAAAUGCAUCACCUCGAGGACCGAUGGAGGACACAACUGCUUAGGAUCCUCCAAAUCUUUCCGAACCUGCAACACACAGGCGUGCCCAGCGGGAUCGAAGGAUUUUAGGGAGGAGCAGUGCUCCCAGUUUAACAGUGUCCUGUUUCAAGGAAAACACCAAACGUGGGUGCCUUAUUAUGGAGCGACCAACCCGUGUGAGCUGAACUGCGUCCCAAGUGGACAAAACUUCUUCUACAGACACAGGCCUGCAGUAGUGGAUGGAACAAAGUGCUACGUUGGCCGCAGUGAUAUCUGUGUGGACGGCGUCUGCAGGACACUGACCCAUGCUGAAUUCAUGGGUUUGGAUGAAGACAAUAACUCUGUGCAGUCCCCUGCCCCCGUUGCCGUCGCUCCUCGCCCCAGAGAGCAUCACACAUACUUCUACAAAAUCGGUGUUUACGGCCAGUGCUCUGCCGCUUGCAACGGGGGCAUGCAGUAUCGCAGCGUGACGUGCUGGGUGCAGGACCCCUCCAACCCCCGCGUGGUGGAUGAGACGCACUGCAUUUCUCAACACCUGCAGAGGCCACAGAGUCAGCAGGCUUGCAACAUGCAUGCAUGUCCUGCAGAGUACAGCGUCUCCAGCUUCAGCGUGUGUUCAGUUACCUGUGGGGAAGGGCAGCAGACCAGGGAGGUGUUCUGUGUGGGAUCAGGAGGCGAACGCCUGUCUGACCACGCCUGCAGCGGACAGGUGCGACCUGCUUCAGUGCAGACCUGCCGCAGACCUGCCUGUCACACGCACAUAUCCUGGCAUGCGACGGAGUACGGACUGUGCACUAGAAGCUGUGGCGGUGGCGUGAGGGAGAGGAGGGUUUCCUGUUCUGAUUCAAAUUUGAAUCUUUAUCCAGAAGCCCAGUGUGCAUCAGCCAACAGGCCCAUUUCUGUGGAGGCAUGCAAUUCACAGCCCUGCACUCAACCACAAUUGGUCCCAAGUGUGCAGAACCCAACAGCAACUGGGAACUCAGUGAGGGGAUAUGUCCCUCAUGUGCCAGUGUCGAGGCCAGAUACAAACAAUGGAAAUGAGCAGUACGUUCACUGCACACAGUCCACGUAUGGCUGCUGCCCUGAUGGACACACCUCCGCAACUGGACCCAGGAAUGAAGGCUGCUCACAGACUGAUUGCAUUCGCACCAGGUAUGGAUGUUGCUUGGAUGGGGUGACAGUGGCUCGAGGAUUUGGCAGAGUUGGAUGUCCUGAGUUUCAGACAGCUGUGCAGCUCCCAUCAUCUACCUCAUCCACAUCAUCUCACUCACCCUCCUUUCCCGGGGAUGUUUGCUCCCUGUCGCGCGAUGACGGCCCCUGUGACACUUGGAAAGUCCGGUUCUAUUAUGACUCAGGCACUAGGAAAUGUACUCAGUUCUGGUAUGGAGGCUGCCAGGGAAAUGCCAAUAACUUUGAGACCCUGACAGCAUGCCAGGCAGAGUGUGGGGAUGUGGUGAGGGGCCGGCCUGCAGCAACGCCCAGUAGAGGCACCCCAAGGAGAGUGACACCAAGGAGAGGCCGGGCAGCAAGAGCCUAAGCAUAUCUUCUGCUAAUAACUCCAAAACAUGGGAUAGCCUAUAAACAUGAUUUAUUUUAGCAUCUGCUUUUCCAAUAAACUUAUAGAGAUCAUGAUGAUUGAUGGCUUGAAUUUGAGUGUACUAAUUUGAUCUUUCAAAUCUC